UGCUUCAAAUAACUGUUCUUAUGGUCCCUAAUUCAUUCAUUUCAACCAGCAACAAAUAUGUGUAUCUUCAAAUAAGUGUUCUUAGAUGGAAUUGAAUUGACCGGUCACAAUAACACAGCAUGAUAUGCUACUGCACUAGCUAGCUAGACAUGCCUGUUAGCAGUACUCUGAAACCUUCAAUGCCUGCGUCACUGAAUGACGAUUCCGCGAUCCGUUCUCCUGAUCUGUACUGCAAUGAAGCUGCUCUCUCUGACAAUUCUUCUAGUUUGGACUUCGAGUUUCCCGGCGAUUGCGACGAUCACGACGGCCAUAGCUCCAUCGAUAACAUGUUUCGGAUGGAACUGGAACAGAUGCAGCGUCUGGACGUGGACAGAGAGUUGCCGCGGGACGAUGAAUUUGAAUCUGCUAGACGCAAUGCCGUCCGAUGGAUGCUCCAGGUGCAUCGUUACUACAAUUUCAGAGGCGAAACCGGAUAUCUCGCGCUGAAUUAUCUCAACCGCUUUCUGUCGUCUCACCAUUUUCCAAAGGAGUGGGAACGGUGGGCGUGGCAGCUGGCAUCGGUUGCAUGCCUGUCGUUGGCGGCCAAGAUGGAGGAAACCGCGGUGCCAUCUCUGAUGGAUUUACAAAUCUGGAAACCGGAAUUCGUGUUCACGCCCAAAACCAUUCAGAGGAUGGAGCUCCUGAUCAUGGCGGGACUCGAAUGGCGACUGCGUAUCAUCACGCCGUUCGAUUUCCUCCAUCAUUACGCUGCAAAAGCACCAAUUCCAAACACACAUUCCACUCAACUUCUCUCUAAUGCUUCAGAUGUUAUUCUCUGGGCCUGCCAAGAUCCCGAGUUCCGGCAAUAUUCUCCAUCAACGAUAGCAGUAGCAGCUUUGUUGAGGACGACGGGACAGAACGUAGACGACGAAAGAUUGAGCAAGGAGAUGGUAAAGAGAUGCUACAGCUUUCUGCAAAAGCAUUUUGAAAAGAUCAGUGAUAGCUCUGAGCGCAGUAUGAGAGACGACAAGGGCAGUGAUGAUAGUGAUGAGUGUUGUGGGGGAAAGUUCCAAUGUCUCGUUCGACAUGACAAGGAAUUCCAGCGGAAGAAACGUACGUACUCCGUAUAGACCGAUUAAUGAUUGAUGUAUCUGUGUUAUUCCGUUUUGGUUGGAAUGUUAGAAAACGGAAGUGUUUUUUUUUUUUUUUUUUUUUCCCGAUCUUGAUAAGUGUUUAUUUUUGGAGAGUAAGAUUCUCCGUCACAUGUUUAGAUAUUAUUGGAAGAAACUUUUUGUUUUUUUUUUUAAAUUUUCAUUCAAGUCUGUCUCACAAGAUUUUCUUAAUUUAAUUUAUCUUUUCUAAUUUGUGGACUAUCACAAG
Ipomoea nil (Japanese morning glory) is the source of this 1359-nucleotide messenger RNA. RefSeq names its product cyclin-D1-1-like. Gene Ontology annotation, molecular function: cyclin-dependent protein serine/threonine kinase regulator activity. NCBI's taxonomy places the organism in Eukaryota, Viridiplantae, Streptophyta, Magnoliopsida, Solanales, Convolvulaceae. Bases 150 to 1109 code for a protein of 319 amino acids. The record is from RefSeq and is a predicted model, not a curated record. Gene Ontology annotation, cellular component: cytoplasm; cyclin-dependent protein kinase holoenzyme complex; nucleus. The transcript is spliced from 5 exons. Gene Ontology annotation, biological process: mitotic cell cycle phase transition; regulation of cyclin-dependent protein serine/threonine kinase activity.